AUGCUAAAUCCUACUUGCUAUUUUUCCGUUUUUCUAGUUUCCAUAGUUUCUUGCUUCUACGAAAAUAACUCGAACUACGAACCAAAAUGGAUAUACUUUCUGAAUAAUCAGAAAAAAUUGAUGAGCGAUUUGUUUGAUGGAUACGAUAAUUCUGUGUCGCCAGUUUAUUCACAAGUGGACCCAUCGAAACCCCUCGGCUAUGACCUGGAAGCUCCGAAACGAUUCAAUUACACAUUAUUCUUGUAUUUCGUGAAACUUGUCGAAGUCGUUGAACCAGAAGAAAAGGUCACACUUGUUCUGGAGAUAUCUGAAGCUUGGUUUGACCCCAGACUUGCGUGGGAGGCGAACUCGUAUAACGGUAUCAAUACGCUUUACGUACGACAGGAAAAAGUUUGGUCCCCCACACUGAACUCAUAUAAAGUAAACGAUAUGAAUGACCUGCGUGACCAAGACUUUCGUAUAGUGUCCAUUGACUCUUCGGGACGUGUCAAUACCACCACAUCGCUGAGAAUGUCCAUCAACUGCCCAUUGAAUGUUGCGGUAUUCCCAUUCGAUUCUCAAACCUGUGUAAUGCAGUUCACCAUGCCCUUAUUCCCAAUUCAUUUUGUUGAACUUCACACCGAACUUUUUGAUGGAAUCGCCAACUCAACUGCAUGGUCGUUAAUGGGAAACGCUGAAUGGGAUAUGAUCAAUUUGACAAAUCGAGUGGAAAUUCUGGCUUAUGGAGAUUAUCAGUUGGCUACUUUUGAGAUAACGAUUCGACGAAAUCCAAUGUACUACAUUUAUAUGAUUGUGCUCCCUUCAUUUAUCAUCAACACACUAUCGAUUAUAGGGGUGUUUAUGAGAAAGGCGGAUAGGAUGUCAAAGCUGAACGUCGGUCUCACUAACAUCAUGACAAUGACUUUUAUCCUAGGAGUCAUGGCUGACAAAAUUCCAAAAACCGGAUCUAUCCCACUUCUAGGCAUUCACAUAGUCGUCAACCUGUUCAUUACUGUAGCAGCCGUUGCAGUUACUGUAUUCAUUGAGAAAAUAAAGAAGGUUGUUUUGCCGAGAUUAAGAAAACGAAAAGGAUUAUGGAGCUACAAACUGGAGGGAAUUCUUGAAGAUUGGAUGGAUAUCAUAUGUAUGAUAGUGUUGGAAACAAUCAGCUGUGUUAAUUUCUUCAUCAUAAUUGGGUUCUGGAUUGCUAAUUCUUAA
Molecule: messenger RNA, 1197 nt
Organism: Caenorhabditis briggsae
Lineage: Eukaryota; Metazoa; Nematoda; Chromadorea; Rhabditida; Rhabditidae
Exons: 6
Coding region: 1-1197 (398 amino acids)
Biological process (GO): nervous system process; monoatomic ion transmembrane transport; chemical synaptic transmission
Cellular component (GO): synapse; membrane; neuron projection
Molecular function (GO): transmembrane signaling receptor activity; extracellular ligand-gated monoatomic ion channel activity; neurotransmitter receptor activity
Source: RefSeq, a predicted model, not a curated record